This is a messenger RNA of Hypomesus transpacificus, 1642 nucleotides long. Its product is annotated as GDP-Man:Man(3)GlcNAc(2)-PP-Dol alpha-1,2-mannosyltransferase-like. Bases 25 to 1566 code for a protein of 513 amino acids. Lineage: Eukaryota; Metazoa; Chordata; Actinopteri; Osmeriformes; Osmeridae. Gene Ontology annotation, biological process: protein N-linked glycosylation. Gene Ontology annotation, molecular function: GDP-Man:Man(3)GlcNAc(2)-PP-Dol alpha-1,2-mannosyltransferase activity. The transcript has 5 exons. Gene Ontology annotation, cellular component: endoplasmic reticulum membrane. The record is from RefSeq and is a predicted model, not a curated record.
AAGGACUGUUGUUGCGUUGUCAAGAUGGCUGGGCAUGAUCAUCUGUCUUUGUGUUUAUGCGACUUAAUCAGAUUAUUGUGGUCGUUGAUUUUGCCAUGCAUCUACCUGAGCGUGGUGCUGACGUUGCUACUGGCCGUACUCAUCAUGGGCGUCCGGAUGUGGCUGCAAAAUUGUCGCAAAGCCCAAGCAAUCUCACAGAACGGCGCUCCGACAGUGGCCUUCUUCCAUCCCUAUUGCAACGCCGGGGGAGGCGGGGAGCGGGUGCUCUGGUGCGCCAUCCGAGCCCUCCAGAACAGGUACCCUAACGUGUCUUUCGUGGUGUACACCGGCGAUCAAGGAGUAACAGGGGAGCAGAUCACCGAAGGUGCCCGGCAGCGGUUCAACAUCCGUCUCCCUCGCCCGGUGAACUUCGUCUUCUUGAAAAACCGCACCCUGGUGGAGGCUAGCUCCUACCCGCACUUCACCCUGCUGGGCCAGAGCCUGGGCUCCCUGUUCCUGGGCUGGGAGGCCCUCACGUCCCACGUCCCGGAUGUUUACGUGGACUCCAUGGGCUACGCGUUCACCCUGCCUGUGUUCCGCUACCUGGGAGGAUGCAGGGUGGGCAGCUAUGUUCACUACCCCACCGUCAGCACCGACAUGCUGUCUGUGGUGCGGGACAGGAACCCCAGGUUCAACAACGCAGACUACAUCUCCGCCAACCCUCUGCUGAGCGCAGCCAAGGUGCUGUACUACUGUGCCUUCUCCCUGCUGUACGGCCUGGCCGGCUCCUGCAGCGACGUCAUCAUGGUGAACUCCACCUGGACACUGGGACACAUCCUGGCCCUGUGGCGUGCGCCCGGCCGCACCUCCGUGGUCUACCCUCCCUGCGACGUCCGCACCUUCCUGGACCUUCCUCUGGAGACGGAGGACGACACGGAGGACGGCUGGGAGAACCUGGGACAGGAAGUCGGGGCCGGAGACAGGAAGUGCCAUUCCAUCGUGUCGGUCGGGCAGUUCCGGCCGGAGAAGGACCAUCGCCUGCAGAUCAGGGCGUUCCAGAAGCUUCUGGAAGGGAAGGGGCCGGGGGAGGGGGGGCGGGAGUCGGUGAGGCUGGUGCUGGUCGGAGGGUGUCGGAACCAGGAGGAUGAGGAGAGGGUGCUGGUGCUGAAGGGGCUCUGCCUGGAGCUGGGCGUGGCAGACAGGGUGGAGUUUAAACUGAACGUGUCGUUUGAGGAGCUGAAGAGGGAGCUGGCGGAGGCGACCAUCGGCCUGCACACCAUGUGGAAUGAGCAUUUCGGAAUAGGUGUGGUGGAGUGCAUGGCUGCAGGCACUGUGAUCCUGGCUCACAAGUCUGGGGGGCCCAAGCUGGACAUUGUGGUGCCCUUCGAGGACGGCCAGACUGGUUUUCUAGCUGACAGCGAGGACAGCUACGCCGCCGCCAUGGAAACCAUCCUGGCCCUGUCGCCCGCGGCCAGACUGGAGAUCCGUCAGAACGCCAGGCGGUCGGUCGAGCGCUUCUCAGACCAGGAGUUUGAGGCUUGCUUCCUGUCUGCAAUGGAACCUCUCGUGGGAGUGGCGUUGCGAUGAGGAUGGUCGAUCUGACAUCUCCCCUCUCCACAGACUGUGACCCCCUCAGCCUCUCUCUCUCUCCCUCUCUGGCCUG